This is a messenger RNA of Oldenlandia corymbosa var. corymbosa, 2547 nucleotides long. The record is from the annotation of a GenBank genome assembly. Lineage: Eukaryota; Viridiplantae; Streptophyta; Magnoliopsida; Gentianales; Rubiaceae.
AUGAGUAUGAGAUCCAUAAUUGGGAUCUUGUUAGUCUUAUUUUUUGGAGGGUACUUCUGUGGAACCGUGGUGUCAACAACGGUGACGUAUGAUCGUAAGGCACUCGUUAUUGAUGGAAGGAGGAGGAUUUUGCAGUCAGGAUCCUUGCAUUAUCCACGAGCUACACCUGAGAUGUGGCCUAACCUUAUCAGAAAAGUGAAGGCAGGAGGGCUGGAUGUGAUCGAGAGUUAUGUUUUCUGGAAUUACCAUGAGCCUGUCAGAGGCCAGUAUUACUUUGAAGGCAGAUUUGAUCUUGUAAAGUUUGUGAAGACAGUUCAGGAGGCUGGCCUAUUUGUCCAUUUAAGGAUCGGCCCGUAUGCCUGUGCCGAAUGGAACUACGGGGGAUUCCCUAUGUGGCUACAUUUUAUUCCUGGAAUUCAAUUUCGGACCUCAAACAAUCUCUUCAAGAAUGAGAUGAAGCGUUUCUUGGAGAAAAUUGUCAACUUGAUGAAGGAUGAGAAGCUUUUUGCAUCUCAAGGUGGUCCAAUAAUACUUGCUCAGGUGGAGAAUGAAUAUGGCAAUGUUGAGGGAGCUUAUGGAGUUGGUGGAGAGAAGUAUGUCAAAUGGGCUGCUAAAACUGCUGUUAGUCUUAAUACCACAGUCCCAUGGGUGAUGUGUUCGCAGUCUGACGCCCCUGAUCCAAUUAUAAACACAUGUAAUGGUUUCUACUGUGAUGGAUUCACCCCGAAUUCCAAAUCCAAGCCUCCAAUGUGGACUGAAAAUUACUCUGGAUGGUUUCUUUCAUUUGGUUAUCCCAUUCCUUACCGACCGGUUGAGGAUCUUGCUUUUGCUGUGGCACGCUUUUUCGAACAAGGUGGCACUUUCCAGAACUAUUAUAUGUAUUUUGGUGGCACCAACUUUGGGCGAACUGCAGGUGGUCCUUUAAUUGCUACAAGCUACGACUAUGAUGCUCCACUGGAUGAAUAUGGUUUUCUUCGCCAACCAAAAUGGGGACACCUCCGUGAUUUGCACAUUGCAAUUAAGCUUUGUGAAGACUACUUGGUUGAAGCAGAUCCAAUUAGAGUGUCACUUGGUGUGAACCUUGAGGCACAUGUGUAUUACAAAACUUCCAACGAUUGUGCAGCCUUUCUUGCUAAUGUUGACAGUAAAUUAGCUGCAACUGUCACAUUCAAUGGAAACUCUUACUUUCUUCCUGCUUGGUCUGUCAGCAUCCUUCCAGACUGCAGAACUGUAGUUUUCAACACGGCAAAGGUCACUUCCCAAAAGACCCUUGAAGUAUGUGAUGCUUCACCUGCAAUGGAUACUGUCAUGGUAAGGCAGUCUUAUUUGGAUUCAUCAGAAUGGAGUUGGUACGAAGAGAAAAUAGGGGUUUGCGGCAACAAAUCAUUUGUGGAAUCAGGUUUACUAGAACAAAUAAAUACAACCAAAGACACGAGCGAUUUCCUCUGGUACACCACAAGUAUCAAUAUAAAUGACGACAUGGAGAUACAUAAACCAAUAGAGGCAAGCUUGAAGAUUUCAAGCUUGGGGCAUGCAGCUAUGGUUUUCGUGAACAAGAAGCCAGUAGGAUUUGGUUAUGGCAUUCAUGAUGGUGCCAGCUUUGCGCUGAACAAGAAAAUUAGUCUCAACCCUGGAACUAAUGCAUUGGACAUCUUAAGCAUGAUGAUUGGCUUACAGAACUAUGGACCAUGGUUCGAUAUUCAAGGUGCAGGAAUUGAUUCAGUCAAUGUUACUGGUUUGAAGAAACAUACAGAACAUCUUUCUUCAGCAAAAUGGACAUAUCAGGUGGGAACGGAAGGCGAAUAUCUUGGACUCCAAGAGCCUGAUCUCGCUAAUAGCUCCCUAUGGUACAAAGGAAAUGCAGUACCAGUCAAUCAUAGCCUGAUAUGGUACAAGACAAUAUUUGUAGCUCCCGAGGGAAGUGGUCCGUUAUCUUUGAACCUCGCUACCAUGGGAAAGGGUCAAGCCUGGGUGAAUGGACAGAGUAUAGGAAGAUACUGGCCUGCCUAUAUCUCUCCAACAACAGGUUGCACUGACAAUUGUGACUACAGAGGAAGCUACAAUGCCUGGAAGUGUCUGAAGAAAUGCGGACAGCCUGCUCAAACAUUGUACCAUAUACCUCGCACUUGGUUAAAUGCUGGUAAGAAUCUGUUAGUGCUGCAUGAAGAGCUGGGUGGAGACCCGUCAAAGAUCUCCAUAAUCACAAGAGCUGGGCAAGAGAUCUGCACAACUCUGUCAGAGGAUGAUCUUCCGCCAGCUGAUACAUGGGAACCAGAAAUAGGGUUCACAUCCGAGGUUCCUCAUGCUCGGCUGACCUGUGAUGAAGGUUGGCACAUAGCUUCAAUUUCCUUCGCCAUCUUUGGAGAUUUUAAAGGUGAAUGUGGAGCAUUCACUCCAGGGAGCUGCUAUUUCAAUGUUGCAUCAAAAUUCGAAAAGGCUUGUGUGGGAAAACAGGGAUGUUCAGUUCCUAUUUCUACUACUAACCUUGGUGACCCAUGUCCCGGUAUGCUGAAAAGUUUAGCAGUUCAAGCUCUUUGUAACAGUUGA